This is a messenger RNA of Oncorhynchus kisutch (coho salmon), 3758 nucleotides long. Its product is annotated as spidroin-2-like. NCBI's taxonomy places the organism in Eukaryota, Metazoa, Chordata, Actinopteri, Salmoniformes, Salmonidae. The transcript is spliced from 2 exons. The coding region runs from base 633 to 2378 and encodes 581 amino acids. Gene Ontology annotation, cellular component: membrane. Gene Ontology annotation, biological process: protein homooligomerization. The record is from RefSeq and is a predicted model, not a curated record.
CAUUUGUCCCCACCUGGUGUUCACAACAUGUAAACUUUGGAUAGGCUUUGCGGCCACAGCAAGAACAACGCAGUUGUUUUGGGUUCCACUGUGAUUUUGUAUCACUUCUCUUUGUAUGACACAUACAGGCUACAGUAGCAGGCCUAUGGAAAGUCCCUGAGUGGGGACAAUGAGUAAUAAUCCGUAGUGGGUGUUGGUGGAAAAAGUGUAGCAGUAUGGCAAUAAAUUGAGUAAGCAUUCCUAUAAGAAGUUGUUAGCACUAAAAUGGUUGAAUGCAUUGGACAUUAGCUGAAUCAUGCAUUGGAAGCGAAUGGGAUUUGUCCGUAAAUUCACAUCACAGCGGAUUUCAAAUUGAUUGCUUAGCCUAGCCUAAAUGUUGAUAAAAUAUAGAGUGAACUGAAGUCUGUAUUAAAUGGCUUAUAACAGGGACAGAAUGUGUUAAUAUUGUCACCGCUAUGAGUGCCAUGACAGGGACGAAUAGACUAUGUGCGGUGAUCCAUGAUAAAUAGAUCCCUCCCUUCUGGAUGAAAGCAGUGAGUGAAUGACAGAAUCAUAACAGAAACAGUUAGAUUGAAAACACUACUUUCUUCAAAAGGAACAGAAUCGUCUCGAAUCAGCAACGGGCAUUCAUCAUGGGGAAGCUAUGUGAGCUGGCCUUUGUGUCUCUGGCCCUCCUGGCUCUACUUCAUACUGACUCUACAUGGGCCAAGAGAAGUGUCAGCAGUAGCAGCAGCAAAAAGUCUUCAUCCAACAACAGGGGUUCAGAAAAAAAGCCAUCAAAAACAUCAAACACGCAGACAGGAAGCUACCCCAGACAACCACAGAGCCCCAACAGGAACCCCAACUCAUACCCAGCAGGAGGUAGUUAUCCAGGGAGAGGUACCAAUCAGAACCAGAACCCAGCCGGUGGUUACCCUGCUGCAGGUGGAUACCCUGCUGCAGGUGGCUAUCCUGCUGCAGGUGGCUAUCCUGCUGCAGGUGGCUACCCCAACCAGCAGUAUCCAGUCAGAGCCAAUCCUGGGGGAAAUCCAAACCAGAACCCUGCAGCUGGAGGUUACCCAGCCGCUGGUGGCUAUCCUGCAGCAGGUGGCUAUCCCAACCAGCAGUAUCCAGGCAGAGCCAAUCCUGGGGGAUAUCCAAACCAGAACCCUGCAGCUGGAGGUUACCCAGCCGCUGGUGGCUAUCCUGCAGCAGGUGGCUAUCCCAACCAGCAGUAUCCAGGCAGAGCCAAUCCUGGGGGAUAUCCAAACCAGAACCCUGUAGCUGGAGGUUACCCAGCUGCUGGUGGCUAUCCCAACCAGCAGUAUCCAGGCCGGGCAAAUCCUGGGGGUUAUCCAAACCAGAAUCCAGCAGCGGGUGGUUACCCUGCAGCAGGGGGCUACCCCAACCAGAACCCAGGGAGAGGAGGAGUCAAUCCGGGAUACCCAGCUGGAGGUUACCCAGUAAGAGGGGGAAAUACUGGCUGGGGGCAGGCAGGGGGCUACCCUGGUAGAGGGAUGGGAGGAGGUUACCAACCCAACUGGAACCCAAACAAUAAGAUCCUCAGUCCCCGCUAUGGUUAUGGAGGUGGGCAUGGGGGUAUGGGAGGUGGCUCUCCAUUCUCACGCUCAGUUCAGAAUAUGGGGCACUACCCAUCUACUCAGUCCAAGGGCUUUGCUAAGAAGGCUCUUAUGGCCGCAGGGGUUGGGGCCGUGGCAGGUAUGGCAGUAGGCUAUGGCCUUGGGCGUUUCCCCCGCCCACAUUUCAACUUCCGCAACACUCAGGAGGAGCAGUCCUACAACAACUACAUGUACAGCAAAUACGGUGAACGCUCCACAGAUGAAAACGACUAUGGCCGGGACUAUACCUACAAAGUACCACCGCGGGCAGAGUCCUACGACAGCUUCAUGGAUACCUGCAUGAAGAGGAACGACCUUCUGCAGGAUCAGGCCAGCGACUCCCAGGCUACACCUAACAACCAGAGGAACAACCCCCAGGGAGCCAACAGCCAGAGCCUGCCCAUCACUCCUGAGGUGGGGAACAGCAGUCCAGCUAGCAACCAGGAGGGAACAGACACAGUGAAGCCCCUCACCCCAGCCCCUGUGGAGAUAGCUGGAGAGGAUAUGGGUAAGGAGGAGGAUGACGGCCUCACAGUGAGCAUUGAGGAGAUUGGCUACCCUGCAUUGGUGGAGCAGCUGAAGAACCGUAAGUGUGUGGAGCUGUACAUGAACUACUCUGAGCGUUUCCUGGAGAAGCAGACAGCUGAACGUAGCAGCGACAGCAACAACAACAACAACAACAAGUAUGAGAACAGUCGCAGUAACCUCCUUAGCCAGGGGCUGGUACAGCUGAUAACCACCUUCCUCAUGGUCCUGAGCAGCACUCUCCUGCUGCAGUAAGACAGGAACACAUAGCCAUGUCCCAGUUGUAUGGAAUAGCUUCAUUUCCUAGUCACCCCUCCUCAAUAUGCCACUGAUUUCUUGUGAGGAUAGGUUAAUUAAACAAGGUGUAGGUGGAGAUGUAACCAAUCCUUUAACUAAUCUGUGGUCAUGAAGGAAAGGGGACAAGGAAAGGAAGCCAGUGGAAAAUAACUUCCAGUGAACUUCCAGCAAAAUGAGGACCAAUAAAAAUAUGUACUGUAGGUGGUACUCGAGGACCGGAUUUGGGAACCACUGAUGUACAUGAUUCUUCACAUGGUAUUUGUACUUUAAGUGUUCAAUAUCUCAACACUAUUUCUAAAAUAAACCGAAACCAUCUGUCCUGCUUGUCUCUUACAGCUUAGUUCAGUCUACUGCUAAAUAUGGAAUAACAGCAUUUUGUCUGUAAGUCCAAAACCAUGAGUCAGUCGUGUAGACAAAGGGGAAGUAUAAAAGCAAAAGUAGCAAGUCUCAUCAGUACACCAUAUGACUUUAAUUAAAUGCAGAUACACUAGAUAAACAAACAUUAUUACAGCACUUUUUUGCCACCAUAUAAGGUACUGUCAUCCGAUUAGGGGUUCAGUGUCUUUUUGCCAAAGUGGUUCCACAGAAAGCACAGACAAGCAUUAUGUUGACCGUUUGUCAUAUUAAAUCCUUUUUAUUCAUGCAUUUCCGUGUGCGUUAUACUGUACAUCAGUGGUUCCCAACUCCAAACCCACAACCACACACAUUUUUGUUGUAGCCUUGGAUAAACAUAACGGAUUCAACUCAUUGAGGACCUGAUGAUUAGUUGACAAGUUGAAACAGGUGUGCUUGUCCGGGGCUACAAUAAAAAUGUGUACUGUUGGGGCUAUUGGAGGACCGGAGUUUGGAACCACUGCUUUACAUAAUAGUUCACAUGAUAUUUGAAUUUGUACUCUAAAUGUUCGAUCUUAUGUGGUCUUCAGUAUUUGGUUUUAAAAGUUGCCUGUUUUGUAAAUACUUAUAAUAAUUAAGUAGGGAAUGGUCAGAGUUUUGUUAUUAAUCAAUCUCUAUUUCUGUUCCUAUUUUUCUUUUGUGCUCUCUUGUCCCAUCUCUCUACCUCCCCAUCUAGUCUCCCUCUCCAUGUCCUCCUGUCCCCUGGUUAUCAGAAGUGCACUUAUUUCUCUUGGCGAAUGGAUAUAAAUGACUCUUCUUUUUCCUUUUUUUUCAAGGAUGUAUUUAGUGAUUAACUCAUUUAUAUUGGUUUUAACAUAGAGAACAACAUGCAUUGUUUUAAUGUGUCUUUAAAGUAACCACUUUGUCAUGCUUGAACUCAAUGGGGAAUUUUACCAUUAACUUGCUGAAAUGACUGAUGUCUUCUUCCAUUUCCCAAGUACAGAA